AUGGACAAUGUGACACCUAGCAGCCCUCCAGGUGAGACGUACAACUACCUGGCCCUGGUCCUCGGUGUCCCCCUUGUCCUGGUCAUCAUCCUGGGGAACAUCCUGGUGUGUCUGAGUGUGCUCACCGAGCGCUCCCUGAAAACUGCCACGAACUACUUCAUCAUCAGCCUGGCGGUGGCCGACCUGCUGCUGGCAGUGCUGGUGCUGCCGCUCUUCGUCUACUCUGAGUUUCUGGGAGGCAUCUGGACAUUGAGCACCUACAUUUGCGACGCUCUGAUGACCAUGGAUGUGAUGCUGUGCACCUCGUCCAUCCUCAACCUGUGCGCCAUCAGCGUGGACAGGUAUAUUGCGGUGGUGGUCCCUCUGAAGUACAACAGGAACCAGUUCAGUGUCCGUCAGCUGGCUCUCAUCACGGCUACCUGGGUGCUGUCUCUGGGGGUGGCGAGCCCGAUCCUCUUUGGUCUGAACCAGGUGCCGGGUCGCGAUCCAAAUGUAUGCAAACUGGAGAACGACCGGUUUGUAGUGUACUCAUCCAUCUGCUCCUUCUUUGUGCCUUGCCCCGUCAUGCUCCUCUUGUACUACUGGAUUUUUCGAGGCCUGCGGCGAUGGAGCGGUCGGGGUCGAUCUCAGGCGGGUCAAACCGAUCGUCGCGGCCUCUCUUUACGUCUCAGCUCGGCUUUGCGACGAGCUAAAGCCAGAACAACCGGGAGUCAAGGGAAAGUCAUCUAUGCUAUGCCGGCCAGCCUAAGUCCCACCUCCCCAUCCGCUGUCUCCAUGACAACGCCCCCCGAGGAGAAGUUGGACGGGGCGGCGGUCGCAGCGGAGAGCGACCCAAUGACGACACAAAUGGACAGCGUGUCGGACGGCGAGCCCACAGACAGGAGGCGGGGAGGCAGCGGGAGAGAGAACGGCCUAAUGAAGACGAACAUCGUAAGAAACAGAAGAAGAAGAAACAGUAAGAGCAGCAGAGUCAGCGGGAGGGAACGGAAAGCCAUGAAGGUCCUGCCUGUCGUCGUUGGUGUGUUUCUGGCCUGUUGGACACCUUUCUUCGUCAUCCAUGUCACUAAGGUUUUGUGUCAGUCAUGUGACAUUGGCCCCACCCUCAUCUCUGUGGUAACGUGGCUUGGCUAUGUCAACAGCGCCAUCAACCCCAUCAUCUACACAGCCUUCAAUGCCGAGUUCAGGAACGUCUUUCACAAGUUGCUGUGCUGUCGCACAUGA
Chelmon rostratus (copperband butterflyfish) is the source of this 1221-nucleotide messenger RNA. It is a transcript of the gene drd4-rs, whose product is annotated as dopamine receptor D4 related sequence. Gene Ontology annotation, cellular component: plasma membrane. The transcript has 4 exons. NCBI's taxonomy places the organism in Eukaryota, Metazoa, Chordata, Actinopteri, Chaetodontiformes, Chaetodontidae. The record is from RefSeq and is a predicted model, not a curated record. Gene Ontology annotation, molecular function: dopamine neurotransmitter receptor activity, coupled via Gi/Go; G protein-coupled receptor activity. Gene Ontology annotation, biological process: adenylate cyclase-activating adrenergic receptor signaling pathway; adenylate cyclase-inhibiting dopamine receptor signaling pathway. Bases 1 to 1221 code for a protein of 406 amino acids.